Messenger RNA from Botrytis deweyae, 525 nucleotides. RefSeq lists its product as uncharacterized. The record is from RefSeq and is a predicted model, not a curated record. Gene Ontology annotation, cellular component: mitochondrion. Lineage: Eukaryota; Fungi; Ascomycota; Leotiomycetes; Helotiales; Sclerotiniaceae. Gene Ontology annotation, biological process: protein stabilization; protein import into mitochondrial matrix; protein folding. The transcript has a single exon. Bases 1 to 525 code for a protein of 174 amino acids. Gene Ontology annotation, molecular function: zinc ion binding; protein-folding chaperone binding.
AUGUCACUCAAAUCCUCCACCUUUGCAGCUUUCCGAGCUCUCUCCCGAAAUCAACACACAACCUUCAAAGCUACACCUCGCAUCACCUCUUCAAUCCCGACCCAUGCGUCCCUCAUCCCCCUCAAUCACCCCCGCCUCUACAGCACCCCCUCCAAACCCCUCACCGACCGCUCCUCCUCCUCCUCCUCUACUCCCUCACCACCUCGCGCCCCUCAACCCUCUUAUGAGCUAACCUUCACCUGCAAACCCUGCUCCGCGCGCUCCACACACCGCAUCUCCAAACAAGGCUACCACUCCGGCUCCAUCCUCAUCACUUGUCCCAGCUGCAAAAACCGACAUGUGAUUUCCGAUCACCUGGGAAUAUUUGGAGAUCGCAAAUUGACGAUUGAGGAUUUGAUGAAGGAGAAGGGGAUGUUGGUUAAGAAAGGGACCUUGAGUGAGGAUGGGAAUUUGGAGUUUUGGAGUGAUGGGACAAGUACGGAGAGGAAGAGAGAGGGGGAGGAAGAAGGGGAAUACAAGGAGUGA